AUGGCAGCAAGUUCAGCCUCACUAUUACCUCUAACCUUCAAUAGGGAACAAUACCAUAUGUGGGUUGUUAAGAUGAAGGCUUACUUGAGAGGUCAGAGUCUAUGGCAGUACAUAGAAGAAGAGAAGCAGUCGCCACAGUUGGGGCCAAAUCCAACCUUGAAUCAAAUAAGAAUCCAUGAAGAGGAGACUAUUAAAGCUCUAAGAGCUCUAUCCCACAUACAUGCAGUUGUUACGGAUCAAGUCUUCACAAGGAUAAUGGCUUGUGAGACAGCAAAUGAAGCUUGGGACAAACUUAAGGAAGAAUUUGGAGGAAGUAGCCAAACCAAAAACAUGCAAGUCUUGAACCUAAGGAGAGAGUUUGAGACAUUGAAAAUGCAAGAGGCUGAAGUGGUUAAGGAGUAUGUAGAUAGAUUAAUGAAUAUGGUUAACAAGAUAAGGUUGCUAAGGGAAGAGAUAACUAAUAAAAGAAUUGUAGAGAAGGUAUUGGAUUCCAAAGACUUGUCUCAAAUUACCUUAACUGAACUUGUUCAUGCACUUCGAGCUCAAGAGCAAAGAAGAAAGUUGAGGCAGGAGGACAGUGGCAAAGUUGCAUUGGUUGUCCAGCAAAAGAGCAAGCCAACUCAGGGAGGAAACAAGAGGUUUAUUGGAGAUAAGAGAGGAAAGGAAAGAGCAAGCAGUCAGUGGAACAAACCAAUAGGUUUCAGGAGUUUUGCACCAUGUUCUCACUACAAAAAGAAGAACCAUGCAGAGAGCAAGUGCUAG
Messenger RNA from Pistacia vera, 762 nucleotides. RefSeq lists its product as uncharacterized. The transcript is spliced from 2 exons. Lineage: Eukaryota; Viridiplantae; Streptophyta; Magnoliopsida; Sapindales; Anacardiaceae. The coding region runs from base 1 to 762 and encodes 253 amino acids. The record is from RefSeq and is a predicted model, not a curated record.